UCAGAGAGUCAUCUUCAUCCUCAUCACUCAGUUCAGCUGCUUCAUCAACACUUGAGCCUCUCUGAUGGGAUACGGUGAAGGAGAAAUGUCAGAGCGUCAACAUCAUGAGACCAGUGCCGUGGUCAGAGUUUCCAGUCUGCCUCUGGUCCGCUCGGCGCUGCAGUCGAUGACAUCAGCGUACUCGGAGGUCAAAGGUCGUUACCCUCUGCUGCGUCUGAUGGGAGGAGUCGCUGAGGUCGGCGUCCGCAGCGUCUCCAACGUCGCCAUGACACGAGCCACGCCCCUCCUCCAGAGUCUGGAGCCUCAGAUUGAAGUUGCCAACAGUUUUGCUCUGGUCGGUCUCGAGCGUCUGGAGAGGAACUUCCCCAUCCUGAACCAAUCAACAGAUGAGGUGGUGGGUCACCUGAAGGACGCCUUCUUCCUGACGCUGGACGACGUGCAGCUGUGGAUGGUGGACGGUAUGGACGGAGCUCUGGAUCAGAUGGAGCGUCUGUCCGACACCGCUCUGACGGCCGUCCGCCAGCUGCAGGACACCCAGAUGGGCCGAGCCGCGACGUCGGGGCUGGACGACGUGCUGAGUCGUCUGGAGGACGCCACCGCCUACUACCUGCCCCUCCCACCCACACUGCGUCGGGAGUGGGAGAUGAGGGUGCAGGAGUACGAGGAUGAAGACGAGGAUGAGGACGAGCCCAGUCUGUGGACGAGGGUCCGAAGCCUCCUGCUGAGUCUCAACCUGCAGCUUUACCACCGUAUGAUGAAGGUCAGGGAGCAGCUGCAGGAAGCCGCCAAGACGCUGGGAGACACCGCCGACAAGGUGGGUCUGGGUUGGGUUCUGGAGCUGGUCGGUGAGCUGCUGCUGUACCUGCAGAGCUUCCUGGUGGCGCUGGUGUACCGAACGGAGAGUCUCCGAGAGCUGACGCUGAGCGGGGUCAAAAGUCAGGCCGUCAUGUUGGCUGAGCUGCGUCCCAUACGUCAGAUCCGAGACCUGCCGGUUCAGAUCCAGCAGCUGCUCGGAGACGUGCAAGAACUCUCUAAGAUCCUCAUGCAGCUGGUGAUCAACGCCACGCCGCUCUACAACAUGCUCCAGCAGCCGUCGGCUCAGGAGGUGGAGGACUUCCUGAACCAGGAGGACUUUUCUGCCGAAAGUGCGUCUCGUCGCAGCUCCGCUAACAGUCUCUUCCUGAAAGCGAUGGACGGACGUCCUCGCCGCCGUAAGAGUCUCUACUCCCGCGCCACCCGAGGCCCCCUGAUCCCCGACCCCUCCAACGGCCGCCGUCGCUCCAGCGUGAAGGACCUCCCGUCCAUUGAGGUGGACGACCUGCAACUCCCUUCCGAAAGCAUCAACCACCGCCGGCCGUCUGCCACCGACAUGCUCCUCGCGCCGCUCAAACAGUUUGUCUCUCAGAGCCAGAAGGCCUUCGAGUACCUGAGCCCCAACUCCCCCGAGAACGCCACAGCAACAGACGACUCUUAAACACCACGCCUAGGUCUCUAAUCAACGAUAAAUCACUGCCGCCGCUCACGCCCCCCGACCAAUCACAGCCUCCCGUCUCAGUCGCCGAUGAUGAGAUGUUUCUGCCUCAGCUGGUGUUGAUUUGUUCGUACACGUUCACCAACAGAGCGAUCGGAAAAUUAGUUUAAAUCUGAGUCGAUUCGUAAAUCUGCAGGUUUUAUUUUACUAUAAGAAAACAAACAAGUCUCCCACUUAAACAACGCUUCAUCAGUUCACACCUGUUCUUUAACCUUCAGUUCAACAAUAUACGUAUAUCUAUAUAAAUAUAAAUAUAUAUAUAUUUCAGUCUACAUGACCAUGCGUAUAUUUUAAACAUAUAAAUGUUUAUAAUAAAUUGUGUUUAUUCCACAAAACAUUGACUUUAAAACAAUCAGCCUCGAGGAGAAAAACACCUCAGAAAACAAAUUAGUGACAAGAUGCUCUCAUUGGGUUUUUCCAGAGCUUUCGGCCACAUCUCGUGGUCUUCAUCCAUCACGGAGCAACGUAUCCUUGCCAACGGUUCAUAUGAUAUCUUACGAAAACGUAUUUUUUGUGCGUUUUCCUACAAAUGUCCAAAAGUUAACGUGAUAAUAACAUGUUAACACAAACUAGUUUUAAAGCCA
Sebastes umbrosus (honeycomb rockfish) is the source of this 2115-nucleotide messenger RNA. RefSeq names its product perilipin 6 (gene plin6). The transcript is spliced from 8 exons. Gene Ontology annotation, cellular component: cytosol; lipid droplet. The record is from RefSeq and is a predicted model, not a curated record. NCBI's taxonomy places the organism in Eukaryota, Metazoa, Chordata, Actinopteri, Perciformes, Sebastidae. The coding region runs from base 65 to 1474 and encodes 469 amino acids. Gene Ontology annotation, biological process: positive regulation of triglyceride storage; lipid storage.